Molecule: messenger RNA, 1797 nt
Organism: Penicillium roqueforti
Lineage: Eukaryota; Fungi; Ascomycota; Eurotiomycetes; Eurotiales; Aspergillaceae
Gene: afeA
Product: adenylate-forming enzyme AfeA
Exons: 3
Coding region: 1-1797 (598 amino acids)
Biological process (GO): secondary metabolic process
Molecular function (GO): CoA-ligase activity
Source: RefSeq, a predicted model, not a curated record
AUGGGUUACACAUCUAUGGCUUUGAACAAUAUGCCCUCCCAGGUCUACUCGGACUUGCUGAGUUUCACUUUCGAUGGUCCAAAGCCAUACAACCAGAACCAACCGCUGUUUAUUGAUGCCGAGGAUCCGUCCCGGUCAUUUACAGCGGCCCAAUUCCGACAACUAGUCCGGACCUUGAUCGCUGGGUUGAAAGCCCACAAUGUCCAGCCAGGGGACUGUGUAUUAGUACACCUGGGAAACAGCAUACUGUAUCCCGCACUCUUCUUCGGUAUCAUUGGCGCCGGUGGUGUCUAUAUGGGAUCAAACCCCCGGAGCCACCCCCAAGAACUCGAUCAUAUCCUCAGUCUCGCUGAGCCCAAACUGAUCCUCACAACCCGCGAUGCCCUCCCCUCCAUCCUCGACGUCUCCGCGGCCCGUGGCAUCCAUCCAGCGCAGGUCUGCCUCGUCGAUGACCGAGCCAUCGACCACUGCGCACAACUAUUCCUGUGGUCCGAACUAGGAUAUUCACCAGCAGGACAGUUCUGCGCCAUGAGUGGCGACGCGCGUCACAACAGCUUCGCGAAUUUACUCUGCUUCGGCGAAAGCGACUGGUUGAAAUUCGCCGACCCUAUCGUCGCACAAGCCACGCCUGCAGCCAUGUACCCGACCAGCGGGACAGGCGGACUGCCCAAAGCAGCCAUCUUGUCCCACUAUGCGCUUGUCUCACAGCACCGCUCCAUUUACUAUGAAGUGCCACACCCAGUUAGCCGGCUGAUCUCGCUGCCCAUGUUCCAUUUGUUUGGCGCACUCUGGACACAUAUCUUCCCUGUCCGCUACGGACACCCCCUAUUUGUCCUGCCACGCUUCGAGAUCAAUGAAUUCCUGGCUGCUGUCCACAAGUACCAGAUCUCUGAGACUUACCUUGUCCCGGCUAUCAUUCACUCUAUCAACCAGUCGCCCGUACCCAUCGGCGACCAACUGUCGUCGCUGCGCUAUGUUGGUGUUGCUGGCGCUCCUAUUGACGGCCAUUCCAUGCUACAGUUCCGCCGCCAUAUCAACCCUAUGGGAUAUGCUUGCCAGAUCUGGGGAAUGACCGAGGUCGGUGUGAUAUUCCAGACCCGCUGGGGCCAGCAGGGUGACCCUGGAAGUAUCGGCACUCGUAUUGCCGGAUAUGAAGCCCGCUUGUUGGACCAGGAUGGCAAAAUCGUGCAAGGCGAUUGCUGCUCGGGUGAAUUGUACGUGCGCGGACCAGGCCUGCUCACUGGAUACAAAGGUCGCACAGACGCACUGGAGCCACAUGGAUGGUUCCGAACGGGAGAUGUAGCGUACGUCAAGCAGGGCCAAUAUUACAUUGUUGGCCGGACGAAGGAGCUUAUCAAAGUACGAGGAUGGCAAGUAGCCCCUGCUGAAGUCGAAAGCAUCCUCCUGCAACACCCAGGAAUUCUUGAUGCCGCUGUGAUAGGCGUGAACAAGGAUGGUGUGGGCGAGGUACCCCGCGCCUUUAUCGUGCGGUCUCGUGACCCAUCUGUGCGCCGCAUAACCGCCGAACAAGUUUACAACUUUGCACGCCGGCAACUGGCUAAAUACAAAGCCCUCGAUGGAGGUGUUGUAUUCGUGGAAGAGAUCCCCCGCACUGCAAGUGGAAAGAUCCAGCGCUUCAGGCUGUCCCAGAUGAACACCUACCGUGAGAUGGUGGCGUCCCUGCUAUCCCGAUUCGAUGGUGACCGCUCCGCUGCAGUCACUGCGGCUCGACGUGGACUACCCGCUCCAGAGAUGUCACCUGUUAGUCUCAUUCCUGAGGGGCGGGUUGCGGUUUGA